This is a messenger RNA of Oncorhynchus tshawytscha (Chinook salmon), 7407 nucleotides long. Its product is annotated as centrosomal protein of 164 kDa. The transcript has 30 exons. The record is from RefSeq and is a predicted model, not a curated record. NCBI's taxonomy places the organism in Eukaryota, Metazoa, Chordata, Actinopteri, Salmoniformes, Salmonidae. The coding region runs from base 195 to 6659 and encodes 2154 amino acids. Gene Ontology annotation, molecular function: protein binding.
UAGAACUAGAUACUGAAUAAAGCGUCCCUGGAAGCUCCAGCAGCGGAUUCUGUUUUGAUAUGUUGUGGUUGUUUAGGUAGCAGACCCAGUGCAACUGUUAUACUCAUUUGUAAGGGAAAAUGUCGAUUAUAAUCGCACUUGAUUGAUCUUACCCUUACUGGGACAAGAGAAGAACUUGUAGUUAGAAAGUAACCAUGACAGCAGCUGCUGCUCUACAGAUUGGAGACCAGCUGAUCCUGGAAGAGGACUACGAUGAGAACUAUAUCCCCUCCCAACAAGAGAUCCACGAGUACGCACGAGAGAUUGGCAUUGAUCCCAAUCAGGAGCCGGAGCUCCUAUGGCUGGCCAGGGAGGGCAUUGUUGCCCCACUGCCUCCCGAAUGGAAACCCUGUCAGGACGUGUCGGGGGACGUGUACUACUUCAACUUCUCCUCGGGCCAGUCCACCUGGGACCACCCGUGUGACGAGCAAUACCGCAGCCUGGUAAAACAGGAGCGCGAACGAGCCGGCACCCAGCCCCACGGGCCCCCCACCACCGCCGCUAAGAAGAAGGAGAAGAAGAAAAAAGACAAGAAGGAGCCAAAGAAGAAGGCGAAAGACCAAGAGCUCCUGAAGCCACCAGGAUAUGUAAACAAAGGGGAAAGUCCUGCAUUGAAGGAGAGCCAGACAGAAACAGGGAAGGCCACUCUUGGAUUACAGGGACCCUCUGCACCCACCCAGCCCCCUCUCUCCCCCCUGAACGCCCUCUCUAAUACAGCACCCCCCAGCUUGGCUCCACUAUCCCACCUGUCCACCCUCCCUCCUCUCACCUGGGCUGUAUCUCCUCUCACCCCACUGGGUGGGUCUGUCCGCUGCAGUAAGGCCCUAGCGGAUGCCCAAGAGAUCCUGGGCCUUUCUCCUGGCUUCUCUAGAGCUUACUCUGACCCAGUCCCAGAGACUCAGCCUCCACCUGCCUCCUCACACCCUCCCAACACCCCUGGGAGGGGGUUCGAACUGACUUGGGGGCUAGGCCCAUAUGAUGAGGAAUGGGACAGGGCAGUGGGGUUUGGCCUAGGGCCCACUGAUGACACACAGAGCCAAGCUGAUGCAGUUAGUCAUGGUAGUAUCGAGGGGGGAGCAGAGGGCUUUGUCACUGAGGAGGUGGUGGAAUGGAGGGAGGCAGCAGAAGCGGGCAGGGAUAGCAGUAGUGAUUUCAGUGACAAAGUGGUCUGUUUGGAAGUGGAGGUAGAGGAAGGAAAGGCUAUUGAACCCCAAUUGCCUUCAUGUGGUCAUUCUACACCUGGGGCAGUGAUGACCAAAACAUAUGAGGGAAUAGAAAGCCAAGCCAAGCAGAAGGGAAAGUUCAUCCCAGGAGUUCACUUACUUGAUGCCAGGGACAGUGAGCAGGACCUCGUCAGCUACCUGGCCCCUCUCUGUCUCUCCCCGAGGCCCAUGUCCCCCUACCUCUCAGCCGAGAGACAGGGGAUGAGAGAGAGCAUGGCUGAUCCCGCAAUGCAGGGCAGUGCAGGGAGUCGGCAGCUGUUGAGCUUGGCCCCAUUGGGGAGCCUGGGGAGCCUCGCUCCUCUACGGGGUCUUGAUGGCGCAGCCUUGAGGGGGUCCCUGGGCAGCUCUGGAGGGCUGGAGUCCCUGAAGAGUCCGCUUGGGGGUCCUCUCUCAAGCCUGGGGUCCAGCCUACUGGGAUGGCGACAGGAGGAGCGCGUGUCUUUCUCUCUACCUGGGUUCGAGGAUGAUGAGGGUAACAUCUCAGAGGAUGAGCAGCCGAGUCCUCUUGGCUCGGCCAGACUGUUACAGAACUUGCACCUGGACUUGGAUGCGUUGGGAGGAGGGCUGCAGUAUGAGGACAGCGAGGCCAGUGGAGUGGCCCCACCAGAGGAGAGGACAGAAGCAGAGCUACAGGACCUGGCCCUGUCUGGAGAGCACAGCCCUGAGCCCCCCCCCCAACAGGACUCCCUUCGUGGACGCCACCUCCCCUCCUGUCCACCAUGCGGAGGCAGCAGGGACUGCCCCCCUACCCCAGACCCUCAGCAUGCUAAAACUAGAGACAGUGGAGAGGAGGAGGAGGAAGAUUAUGAGGAGGGGUGGGGAGAGGAUGGAGAGAGUGUGGUUGAGGAGGAAGGUGGUGAAGAGGAGAACCAGGGAGAAGAGGGACAAGUGAGUGAGAAGAAGAAAGGAGAGCAGGAGGAGGAGGGCAAGGACGUUGAGGCUGAGGUCACUGAGGAGGUAGAGUGUGUAGAAAAGUUGGAGGAGGCAGAGGAGCAAAGUGAUGAGGUCAUAAAGAGGUGUGUAAAAAGUGAAGAAGGGGAGGAAGAGGGGACUGGUGACGUAGUUGAGAAAAGUGUGGAAAAAGUCCAUACAAAGGAGGAAGAACAAGGAAGUGAUGAAAAGAUAGAUAGAUAUCUUGGAGAGCAAGAAGAGAGGGAUGAGAGAGUAGAGCAAUGUGUUAAAAAUGAAGAACUUGAUAAACAGGUAGAAGAAAGAAAUGAGCUGGUUGAGAGCGGUGUUAAAAGUGAGGGAGAACAAAAAGCAGAAGAGAGUGAUGAGGGAGUUGACAGAUGCAAUACAAGUGAGGAAGAAGGAGAGGAAAAAGGGGGGGAACAGGAGGAAGAGAGUGAUGAGGUAGUAGAGAGAUAUUUGAAAGAGUUGGAAGGAGGCGAUGAAGAGGAAAGUGAGAUAGUGGGGGAGAGAGAUUUGAAAAGCAAGCAUGUGGAAAGGAAGGAAGAGACUGUCAGAGACAGUGUAGAGGAGAAGAAAGAGGAGGACGAUGAGGCAAAGGGAGAUGAGGAUAGUGAUGAAGUGUUUGAGAGGUGGUUGAAAGAGGAGGAAGGCAAAGAGGAGGCUGAGGGUGAGAGUGAGGUGGUAGAGAGAUGUGUGAAAAGUGAAGAAGAGGAGGGUGAGAGUGAGGUGGUAGAGAGAUGUGUGAAAAGUGAAGAAGAGGUGGACGAGGAGGGUGAGAGUGAGGUGGUAGAGAGAUGUGUGAAAAGUGAAGAAGAGGAGGGUGAAAGUGAGCUGGUAGAGAGGUGUGAGGAAGAUGUGGAAGAGGAGGGUGAGAGUGAGGUGGUAGAGAGGUGUGUGAAAAGUAAGGAAGAGGAGGGUGAGACUGAGGUGGUAGAGAGGUGUGUGAAAAGUGAAGAAGAGGAGGGUGAGAGUGGGGUGGUAGAGAGAUGUGUGAAAAGUGAAGAAGAGGUGGAUGAGGAGGGUGAGAGUGAGGUGGUAGAGAGAUGUGUGAAAAGUGAAGAAGAGGAGGGUGAAAGUGAGCUGGUAGAGAGGCGUGAGGAAGAUGUGGAAGAGGAGGGUGAGAGUGAGGUGGUAGAGAGGUGUGUGAAAAGUGAGGAAGAGGUGGAAGAAGAGGGUGAGAGUGAGGUGUUGGAGAGGUGUGUGAAAAGCGAGGAAGUGGAGGAAAGUGACAAAGUCUUGGAGAGAUGCUCGCCGAGUGAAAAACGAGCUAGUGAAGGAGUGGAGAGCAGUGAGGAGGAGGUGGAGGGGUGCAUCAAAAGCGAACGAAAAGAAAAGGAAGGAGACAAACUUGAAGAAGACAGUGAUGAGGUGGUGGAAGAAGUGCAAGCCUCACCGAAACCCAAAACAUCCACAAGCUCAGACAAAGUAAUCGAGAGAUUUGAACCACAAACGGUCCAAGUUAGGUCAAUGGGGCAGAAGAAGAAGAUAGCGGACCUUAAACGAAGUGACAACAUGGAGGUGUAUGUGGGGAAGAAGAAGAAUGUGCCCAAACAAAGCCCUCUACCAGCAGAGCAGUCCGAGGCCAGCGAGCACAUGGAGGUGGCCUCCUCCUCCACCAAGGACCUCAGGUCUGGUUUUGGCUCCAAGUUGUCAGAGAAAGUCCUGGACCUGAAGGAUCUCUCCCCUGCUGUUAGUCCACUCUUGCAGGAUGAAGAGGGCAAAGUGAAAGUCAGUGCGGCAGAGGAGAAGGAACGGAGGAAGAGGGCAGAAGCUGCAGAGAGGCGUCUUCAAGCUGCCGGCAGAGAGGAUCCAGCAAUGGAGGACAGGCACCCCAGCCAGUCCAGUGAAUCCCAACAGGACACAGGGUCCUCCCAUUCUGAGCCGGAGCCCCGGCCGCGGGCUGAGGGGGUUAGCACCAGCGCCAGCCUAGGGGUCCAGGGGGUCAAGCGGCCUGACACCUCCAGAGGCCGCCUAGUUAGGAGCCCUCACAACCACUACAAGGACGAAGCCCCCAGACAGGGGGCGGACAGCAGAAGGACCCAGGAGGAGGAGAGGGACAAGGAGAGGAGGGAGACUGAGAGGGAGAUAGAGGAGGAGAAGGAGCAUGCGCUGCGUGAGAGGCUGGAGAAGGUGCGCCUACUUCAGGAGGAGCUGAGGCGGGAGGAGGAAGAGGAGGAACAGAGGCUGAAGGAGGAGAGCGAAGAGAGGGUCAGGAGCCUGAGGGAGAGGCUCCAGAGUAAGGGGAGGGAAGAGGAGAACAGGCUGAGUGUGGAGUCUGAAAGCAGGCUACUGGAGCUGAGGGAGAUGGCCAGGAGGGAGAGAGAGAACCAGCAACGCAACGUCAGGGAGGAGGGCGAGGCGAUGCUGAGGCAGCUGCGUGCCACCCUGGAGGUGGAGAGAGAGGCGGAGCGAGAGAGGAUAGAGGCCCAGAGGAGGCGGGACCUACAGCGACUGAGGGAGGAGUCAGAGGAGGAGCUACAUGCGGAGAAGCGGAGACUGCUUGGGGAGCGGGAGGAACAACUCGACUCCCUCAAACAGGAGGGGAGAAGCAGUGCCAGUGAGAGGCGGAGGGAGUUGAAGAGCCCUCGUAGCCCAGAGCAACAUCUAGCAGAGUACCAAAAAGAGUUGGGAGACGUGCUCCAGGAAGUGAGGGAGGAAGUGCAGCGUGACCACGGCAGGAAGCUGGAGCAGCUCAAAGACGACCACCGCAGAGAACUCAACUCAAUCAGAGACAAUUAUCUGGACCAGGAGGCUGUCCAAAGGGAGCAGUUGCUGUGUGCCCUGCAGGAGGAGAGAGAUCGCCUGCUGGCCACCCACAGCGCCCAGCUGGAGAGACUCCGUACACAGCUAGACUCCCAGCUCUCCAAGACCCGCCAGACGCACACACGCAAGGAGGCAGGGAUUCAGGAGCUGGGGGACAAGCUGGAGCUGAGAGCCAGAGAACUGAAGACCCAGGAGGCAACACUGAAGACCCAGGCAGCGAAUUUGAAGAAGAGGCGGCAGCAGCUUGGGGAUGAAGAGGAUGAGAUAGACAGAGGAAUAGAGGCUCUGCCUGGAGUCAUGCAGGAGAGAGAUGGACUGAGAGAGGAUCUGGAGCGGGUGGAAGGACAGAGGGACAGGGCGAGGCAGGAGGCGGAGACAGCGAGGGAGGAGAGGACCAAAGUGAGAGACGAGUUGGAGACAAUUAGGGAGGAGAGGGACAAAGCGAAGGAGGAGAGCAGGAGGAUGAAGGAGGAGCGGGACCGGCUAGAGAGCAAGGUGGAGCUGCUGCAGGAGCGCUGUGAUCGGCUGUGCCUCAGAGUCAGUGAUUUGGAGCAGAGUGAGAUCAAGAGGCCUACUACUAGACUGGACAGAACAGAGGAGGAGGAGGCAAGGAAGGAGGAGAAGGAUAGCGAGGCACCACCCUCUACUGCUGGACGGGAGAAAGUGCUGCAUGUGGAAGAUCUGAAAGAACCUCCUGUCUUGGAUGACUUGCGUCAGUAUAUCUCCUCUGAGGGGCUGUCCCUGCAGAAAGCCCGGCGCUUCCUGGAGAGGGAGAGUGGUCGUCUGAGUGAGAGACAGGCAGCACUGCAGGCAGCUCAGGCCCAGUCCAGCUCCUCUCAGUACCCCAACACCACCAGCCACGCCCAGGCCACACAGGAGAUGUACAGGAACCUGCAGCAGGUGCGUGAGGCCAGUGACGUGGAGGAGUUGAGGGUGACUGUGAAGAGGGGGAACUCGCUGCUACGCAGGAAGGAGGAGAGACUACAACAGCUAGAGAGCUCCGUAGCUGAAGAGGUCUCCCCUCAUCACUACUAUGAUGACCAGGACAGACUGGUGACUGAUAGGAAGGUGGCCUUUGAUGUGACUGAAUCGGAUAUGAGCAGCGUCAGCAAUGGCCUUGAUGGCCCUGGUGAGGAGCCCACAGUGCCGGCUAAGGUGCAGCACUUAGCUGAGUCGCUCCAGCACAUCUCUGGCCAGCUCAGCACAGUCCUGGGGGCCCUGGGCUCCCUGACCCAACGCCAGACCCCUUACCAGCCUCUCCCCCUACCCCUGCCCCUCUCCCAGCCCCGAACCCCCACCUCAAUGCCUCUUUCACAGCUCUCCAUGCCUCUGUCUGGUCCCUCCUGGGCGUGGGCCCCUCACAGCACCUCCAUCCAGCCACGGGGUUCUGAGGACCUGCUCAACAGCCGCUGGGCCAAGCUCUUCCCUGGGGCUCCUAUUGAGUCCAUAGCCACCAGUUCCUUGAGGACGCAUACGCUUUAUUCAGGGUACAGUCCUGCAAGCGAGCAGGCUCGUAGUCUGUCCUCCAUGCAGCCUAAGUCGGUGGAGAUGGAUGGCCAGAGGCUACAGGGUCUGAUCGACGGCAACAAGAGAUGGCUGGAGACACGCAGGAAAGACCCCAGUGUACCUCUGUUCACGCGUUAUCGGACCCCCCCAACUAUGAGUGGACUGGUCCAGCUGAGCCUGGAUGACAACAACCAGAUUAAAGUGUACCAUUACUAAAGGGGGGUGGGUGGAGUUACAUACAGAGCAAGGAUCAACACAAGCAGAUAAAGAUGUACUGUUACUGAAAAAGGGCUAAGGACAGGGGUGGGUUUUUAAAAUUAACUUGGAAGUAAUGCAGGGAUUCCUCUAGCUCUGGUCCAGGGCGUUACUAGAGGAACCCCCUCGACUAUGUGUGGACAAAGGAACGCCCUGGACCAGAGCUAGGAUUCCUCUACAACCAGAUUUACAUAUCAGAUUACUGUAAGAAACAUUUUUAAGACGUCUGUCCUCUGGUGAACUCCGCUUUAGCUGCGAUUGUGUUUCAGUGGACUCAUUUUAUUCCAUUGGCAUGCAAGGGUGAAUAUCUUGGGAUUAUGGAGACAAUAGCCCCGUAGUCAACAAACCAGUUUGUUUCCCAAUUUUUUGGCCUCUAGCUCUUUAAAUGUUUCAAAAGCAGAUAGUUGUUACAUAUACAAUAGGUGCUUCACUUUAUUAGGAGAGACAUCUCGAGGUUGGAGUGAGAUACUGUUGAUAGCUGACAUGGUAUCAGGUUGUAUAAGAGACGUAUCACUCAUUCCGCUGUGUGAGAAGUUCAAGCCAUACCAUAAUAACCACUACAAGGGCAAGACAAUGACUUGUGAGGGAUCCGCAGUCUUUAUGAAAUUCUGGUAAGAGGGACUCUUCGUGUUUUACUGUGCAGAUAGACGUGAAAUUUUUACCAUAUUUUUUUAUAAGAAACGUUUUAAUAAAUGUAAAGUGGUGUAUA